Molecule: messenger RNA, 1578 nt
Organism: Mesorhabditis belari
Lineage: Eukaryota; Metazoa; Nematoda; Chromadorea; Rhabditida; Rhabditidae
Source: the annotation of a GenBank genome assembly
AUGACCAGGCGAGUGCGAGAGAAAGCGAAAGAUAGAGCAGAGAGGAUAGCGGGUCUGUCAGCUGCACGCUCGCUGGGUGAGCGCGACGCGGCGAGCAAAACGGGACUCCUAGAAAGGCGCAUUUUUGCGUCAUCAACUCCAUCUACAAACACUCAACAACAAUCUAUUGAUCAACAAGCAGAGCGCGAUCGUCAGGUGUUCCCUGUCGACACGCAGCGUGACGGAGCGGCGAGGGGCGGCGAGCCCGGCGAGACUCCCACCCACCAAGUGAAUAGGUGGAUGUCGUCAUCGCUCUCGCAAAGGGAACUCCUGCUCCUCCCGCAAACAGCUCAAACCGGCAUGUUGCUAACGAUGCUGCAAGGGAACGCUGCUUCAGCUAUCGGAGGUGGAGAGAUAAACCUAAUGGGUGGAAUUGUCCCACAACAAGGCAUUCCCCCGUCAUCCCUCCAAUCUCAACCACCCGCACACGUUCUCUCGCAACCAACUGUGCCCGUACCGAGUCCAACUCGAGUGACCUCAACUCAUAUGCCAUCAGCUCUUUGCGAGAAACUCAUCCAAUUGUGUAACCAGUAUCACGUGAUCAUUUCCGAUAAUGGUAAUUCAAUGGAUUGUCGCAUGAAAAGACGAAAUCUCUGGGUUGAAAUCAGCAAGCAGCUCAAUUCGGAGUUCAACGUCGAUUUUACCGCCGAUCAAUACAAGAAAAAAUAUCAAAAUCUGAAGACGGCGCUGAAGACCAAAAUGCAGAAUUUAAGCGGCCAACCCGGCAGCUCAUCAUCGGGUCGACAAAUGUCACCGGAUUCGAGAAGAGAUUCACAGUCCUCGUCAACCUCUCAAACGCAACCGGUCACCCCGAUCGAAAUUAAACAAGAAAUGCCAAUCACCUCCCCAAGCAGUCCAGCGCCCCAGCAACAACAGACAAUCACCUCAUUGGCCGGCUUGAUCAACUUUCCUUCGAGUUCACCGGUUCGACCAACCCCUCAAGUUCCGACAACUCCUCUAGCGACUUUAUUCGACAAAAACAAUUUCCUCGCGUUGGCCAUUCAUGCAGCACAGAUCGCCAAUCAACAAAAUGUCUCCGGGAUCAGCCCGCACAUCUCUGCUGAACACUUGAGUCUACCCGCCGGAAUGAAUGUGCACAAUUUGCUGGACAUCGUCACGCAUCAGCCGCAACUUGACCGCCCACCAUCAGUCGAAGUGACUUCGGGCGUUUCCUUUGGUCCACUCUCCGUGUUGCGACCAAUUUCGACGGGUCUAAUCGAAAGAGAAAUCAAUCAAGAGACUGCUGUGAUGAGUGCUGAGCAUCCCGGCUCAGCAGUUGGAUCAGCUUCGGUGUCCGAUCAUGCGGCUCCACUCAGCUCUCUUCCGCACAUUUCUCCUCAACAAGACGAGGAUCCCGCACGAAUGUUUUGUCUCUCGCUGGCCGAUCCAUUGAGACGAAUUCGAGAUCUGAAUCCGAUGUUGUACGUACAAUUGAAGAAGCAAAUCAGCACGAUCGUUUUGGACGCCGAAAUGGACAUGGUCAAGGGCGCUGAUUCGCCGGGUACUCGUACACCGACCGAUUCGGAUAUUCGAAUGGAA